UUUUCAGGGACCCCUGUAAACAACUCCCUUGGGCCCCCUAUUGAGAACCACUGCUCAAUCGACAUAAUUUUUAGGCUAUGAAAUGCCUAAUGAUAGUCUAGUGAACAGUGACAAAGUUCAAAGUAACAUUCACACAAGAUGAUUGUGAGAGUAAAAUCCAAAUCAGUCAGGAACGUCACACCAAGGGUAGAUGAUGUCAUUCAUAUAUCAUUACUUUGAAAGUAUGGAUGGGAUGGGGAGGAGGGAGAGCUUACAUUUGUAUUAUCACUGCGCAUGGCCAAUUCCCAAACUAGCCUCUCCCUUCUACGACGCUUCAGUCUGCCCUCACAUUCUGCGCUUGCGUAUUAUCAACCUAGCGGCGGCAGGGUAGGGAGAAUCGGUGGGAGUUAGCUAGGUGUGUAAUGGCGGCUUCGGUGUUGUUGUCUGCGGAGAACACUGGACCGACUUUUGCGGUCGGUAAUUCUGGAGUGGUAGGGGCUCCCGGUAAUGGAGUAGGGGCACCGGGUCCUGCGUCUUGGAAUCGGUCUCUGGACAGGGCAUUAGACGAAGCCUCGGCAACUGGUUGUCUCAACCUCAGCGGCAGGAAACUGAAGGAGUUCCCGAGGAGCGUCUCCAACCACGACCUCACAGACACAACUCGGGCCGAUCUGUCCCGUAACCGUCUGCCAGAACUGCCCGUGGAGGUGUGUAUGUUUGUCUCUCUGGAACACCUUAACCUCUACCAGAACUGCCUGCGCUCGCUGCCUGAGAGUCUUCUCAAUCUCCAGGCCCUCACCUACCUGAACAUAAGUCGAAACCAGUUGUCGACCCUGCCCAGCCCGGUGUGCAGUCUGCCAUUGAAAGUCCUGAUCGCCUGUAACAACAAGCUGGUCUCCCUUCCCGAAGAGCUGGGCCAACUACUACAGCUCACAGAACUGGACGUGAGUUGUAAUGAGAUCCAGACACUGCCUCCUCAGGUUGGUCGACUGGACUCGCUGCGAGACCUUAACAUCCGCCGCAACCACCUGGCCCGCUUGCCCCCAGAGCUGUCUGAGUUGCCCCUGGUGCGUCUGGACUUCUCUUGUAACAAGGUGACAUCCAUCCCUGUGUGUUACCGCAACCUGCGCCACCUACAGAGCAUCGUGCUGGACAACAACCCACUACAGAACCCACCUGCACAGAUUUGUAUAAAGGGGAUGAUCCAUAUAUUUAAGUAUCUGAACAAUGAGGCCAACAAGACUACACCUGAGCUCCCAGACUACGACAGGAGACCCAUCCCCUUCGGAUCCUGUGUGGAGGAGCUGUACCCUGGCCGGCCAUAUGGCGCACUGGACUCUGGCUUCAACAGCGUGGACAGUGGAGACAAGAGAUGGUCAGGCAACGAGCCCACGGAUGAGUUGUCGGACCUGCCACUGCGUGUGGCAGAGAUCACCAAAGAACAGAGACAGCGGCGUGAGAGGGAGGAGCACAGGGCGUCUGGCUCCCAUCCUGUGACCAACGGCACAUGUGAGAAUCAAGUAGAGGGAGAGCUGGAGCAGAUAGACUUUAUAGACAGUUGUACGGGAGAGGAGGAAGAGGAGGGUAGGAGAGGAGAAGUAGCAGAAACCAUCAGCCUCAGCUCCCAGUUCAUGGCAUACAUCGAGCGCCGCAUCACUGGAGAGAGCUCUCCAGUCAAGUCCAACUCCUCCAGAGACUCAAGGACAGACGACCCGAGGCGACACAAUUCUCUGCAGAACAGGACUGCACAUGAUCCAGCCUCUUCUGCCUCUCAUAAUCAGAGAGGGGCUGGGGUUGGUGCGGGUCCGAGCGGGGCGCCGGGUGGGGGCGUGGAGCGUGUGCGGAGGAUGGCCCAGUUGGCCGCCCUGCGGUACGAGGAGGAAAGGCAGAAGUCACGCUCAGUGCAGCGGGAUGCCGUCAUGACCUACGUCAAGCACAAAGUGUCUCAAAGUCCUACCAAGCUGAGUCCCACGGAGAACGAGAACGCGUACCCCUCCAGGCGUUCCACCCACACGGACGACUCAGCCCUCUUCAUGAGCGAGUACCAGCCUCGCAUGGUGUUUGAGGUAGACACUGACACCAACACCAUAAAGAGGAAGCCUGGCACUCACAAGCAGUCUCUUACUGUGUCUGGGAUGUCCAUAGAUGGGCGUCUCUCCUAUCCUGACGAUAUUUUCCCCACGUGUCUACUGCAGCAGGGCGAGGAUCGCUCCUCCUCCCUGUCUCCCACAGCCCUCCAAUCACCUUCUUACCCCGGCCCUGUUACUCCGCCCUCCUGCUGGGGACCCGCACAGAGGCCCGACAGCUUCUUGUUUCGCCUCAGCCAGAAGGAAGAGCAGAGGAGAGGUGAUGGUUCUGCCCCCAGGUCGGAGCCUGAAGAGGUGACCCCUACCCAGCCUCAAGGCCCCAUGGGAGAGGAGGCUGCUCUGGUGGAGCAACUGCGGAAGAACAUCGAAUCGCGUCUGAAAGUGUCCUUGCCAAGCGACCUAGGAGCAGCACUGACCGACGGGGUCGUGCUCUGCCAUCUAGCCAAUCACGUGCGGCCACGAUCCGUACCCAGCAUCCACGUGCCCUCCCCUGCUGUGCCCAAACUGACGAUGGCCAAAUGUCGGCGGAACGUGGAGAACUUUCUGGAGGCGUGUCGCAGGAUCGGGGUUCCACAGGAGAGGCUUUGCACAGUGGAGGAGGUUCUGGAUGGCCGGGGAGGCUGUGUUUACGGGACGCUGGGGGUCCUGCUCUCCAUGGCUCCUCCCCCCCUCCUAAUGCCUUCUCCCCCGGCCCAGCUGGCAGGCUUCGCCCUCUUCUAUCUGUCCAUCAUGUCUGUACUGUGUGCCCUGUACUGCCACCUGGUGCCCCACCUCUGAACUGUCUGUCUGGACAACACAAUCCCUUCCUCACCUUCAUCGUCCCACAACAAACUGACUCUCUACCACUUGUGCACUCGCGCUCGCUCGCUCGCUCGCACACACACACUAUCUCAAACACACACACACCACUCGCACUCCUCUGUACUUCUCAUUUCAUAUUGCGGUGUUUUCCAUCAAUGCAGCAGUAUCUAUUCAGACACAGCAGUCAGCAGAACUCAACAAGGGAAAAACACAAGAAUGAGUGGACCACUCCCUCUCUUAGUACCACUCUGCCUUAACAAAGAGGAGCGCCUGCAGCUGCCUGGUUUGCCAUCCACUGAAAAGGGCACAACUCCAUAUGCCAAAUACCAUAUAGUAGGUUUUAUCUUUUGUUCCAGUUGCUUGUUGGGGAAGGUUACUUGCAUCUCCUCAAGGAGUGGCGAGGUGGACCUUCAAUGCUCCCUCGUAACCCUUCUGUCAUGUACGGGCACUGCCCCCAUUGAGAGAGACAGCGAGACCCUGUAGAUUGCUGUGUUGUCACUGAACUGUCCGCUACUGUACCUACCUACUGAACCUCCUCCUGUGCCUUAAGUUUGUCCGUGUGCCGGUGUGUGUGUUUUAGAUGGAACCUUCCCACCCGAAAGCGCUUCCAUUGCACAGAUAACAUCAAAGUAGGAGUGCUUGUCAUAUGUAGCCUACGUGCUGCUUCCUCCCUCCUCCGGCCCCUGAGAAGAACCAACCACGAGUAAUCUGACUAAUCAGAUUGCGCUUCUCUUCUCUCCUGACUCUAGCACAGCUUAGCCUAAGCUGCAAAGUCAGUCUGAAGUUUUUGCCUAAUCAAAAAGAGAGCAGGUCGGCAAGGGUCAUUUGUUAGCCUUUGAGUCUUUGCUGACGCACAAUCAAGUAUCCUACAGGAACCUUUUUUUUCCUUGACCGUCUGUGAUCCAGCCCCCCUCUCAGUCAUAAUGCUCAUUUUGUGGCUCUGGGGAGAUGUUUCCCCUAGAUACAGAUUUACGAUCAGCUACACCUCCCCAAUCCUAACCUUUAAAGAGGAACUGAAACGCUCAAAUCAACCUACAUUUUACAAUUUUAUGUUCUGAAAAUACUUUUUAAACAUAAUAUGAUACAGUCUUUUAGAGUGCCUAGCACAAGCUUAUUUUAUCUUUAUUUAACUAGGCAAGUCAAUUAAGAACAAAUUCUUAUUUACAAUGACGGACUAGGAACAG
Messenger RNA from Salvelinus sp. IW2-2015, 4048 nucleotides. The record is from RefSeq and is a predicted model, not a curated record. NCBI's taxonomy places the organism in Eukaryota, Metazoa, Chordata, Actinopteri, Salmoniformes, Salmonidae.